Molecule: messenger RNA, 1061 nt
Organism: Aspergillus aculeatus ATCC 16872
Lineage: Eukaryota; Fungi; Ascomycota; Eurotiomycetes; Eurotiales; Aspergillaceae
Product: nucleobindin SSP120
Exons: 2
Coding region: 128-730 (200 amino acids)
Cellular component (GO): endoplasmic reticulum-Golgi intermediate compartment; extracellular exosome
Molecular function (GO): calcium ion binding
Source: RefSeq, a predicted model, not a curated record
GCUUUGACUAGUGAACAAAUAUUGAUCUGUCAGAUUUGCUGGUCACUUUUGGGAAACUGGUCUGGCCAUUGCUUCUGUUCAAUCGCUAUUAUUCGACAAGCCGGUGCGAUUAUUGCUUGACGUGACCAUGCUCGUCACAGUAGCUACUGCUCUCCUGGCCCUAAGCGGCACUCUGGUCAGCGCCCACGGUUCGCACUCGAAUGACCAACCACCCUCGUCCGACUGGGCAACACGGCAUAUGCAGGAGGAACAUCACAUCGAUGCCUUCGAUCCCGCCUCCUUCUUCUCCCUCCACGAUUACGAUGCCUCGGGAGUCUGGACCCCCGAGGAAGUACGCAAGACAUACGGCAUGGACGAUGAGUCCAAUGCGGAAGUGACAGAGGAUAGCAAGUUGCAAGGUCUCCGCGAAGUCUUCAGCAUCUUUGAUCCCACCAACACGGGCGUCAUCAGUCGCGACAACUGGAUGCGGCUCAUUGCGGACGGAGCCCGGCUCCCUGACCUUGGACUCGGACCGGGCCACCAUGGUGACAUUGAAUAUGAAUAUGAGAUCCAUCACUUCGAAAAGUUCCACGGUGAAGAUGCAAAGGAGGAGGAUCUCACUCACCCCGAGGAUAUCGAACACUUCCGGAGACAUGAUGAGGAGGAUCUUGCCAUGGAGCGCCUCGAACAGCUUGAGAGUAUGCAGAUCGUGGAGGCGAACAUCCCCCAAAAGUUCCUCAAGCGGAGCUGAAGAUCUGUACUGUAGAGUUCUUGCGCUGUUGCCACUGUACUGUACAUAUGUUUCAUGAGAUGAUCUUGAGCGUCGAUUGCAUCACCCGCAGGUUGGGGUUCAUGGAGUAUUGGUGUGCGUGGUUCAAUUGCCACGAGUGUCGGAAGCUUCUAUCUCUUCUCUUGAAGAUAACCGCACAUCGAAGACGCAAUGCAUCACCCCCGGCGCAUAAGUCUUGACCUGCUCAACAUGCCGACACCUAGCAGCAGCAGCCACCUUUUUGGCCUCUACUUCUAAGACUUCCAUUCGCAGCCUCCCCAAUUCCGCGGUGACCUCGUCCUUCUUCUCCUUG